AUGUCAUCACUUGAAAAUCUCAACCCUAUUCAAAUCAUCCAAUAUCUUUUAGACGGCUUUGAUUGUGGGCUCAAUUCAGUCCAAAUAGGCCUUGCUAAAACAAUGGAAGCUUUAAAAGUCCCAGCAAACAAAAUCGACGAAGUCCUUGCAGCUCUCAAAAGCAAAAUCGAAAUUAACACUGAGUCCAGCAGCAGGAUUUUUACAGAGCUUUUAAUGAAAGAAGUUUUUUCUGAAUAUUCCUCAGCUGAAGAAGAAAUAAAUAAGUCGUCCUCUAUUGACAAAAAUUUAGUUGAUGAAGCCCGUAUGCUGCAUAUGCAGCUUUAUAAUGAAAAAUAUAAAAAUUUGAAAUUAAAGCAGGAUAUUCAAGUAGCUGAUAUGCAUGUAGAAGAGCUAAGGAUAAUAACUCAGGAUUGACCAGAUGAACAACAGCUAAAUGAGGUUGAAGACCAGCUUUUAGCUGUUUUAAAUAAUUAA
Molecule: messenger RNA, 474 nt
Organism: Blepharisma stoltei
Lineage: Eukaryota; Ciliophora; Heterotrichea; Heterotrichida; Blepharismidae
Source: the annotation of a GenBank genome assembly